Messenger RNA from Cadophora gregata, 2085 nucleotides. RefSeq lists its product as uncharacterized. The coding region runs from base 1 to 1827 and encodes 608 amino acids. The record is from RefSeq and is a predicted model, not a curated record. The transcript has 4 exons. Gene Ontology annotation, molecular function: oxidoreductase activity, acting on CH-OH group of donors; flavin adenine dinucleotide binding. Gene Ontology annotation, biological process: secondary metabolite biosynthetic process. NCBI's taxonomy places the organism in Eukaryota, Fungi, Ascomycota, Leotiomycetes, Helotiales, Ploettnerulaceae.
AUGUUCCUCUCAGCCAAUUUGUUAGUCUUGUUGACUUUGUGUUGCACGCUUGCCACUGGCAAAACCGGACAACUUAGGCUUCCAUCUAGUGCGUUCGGAGUUCCAGGCACAAAUGCCUCGUUCGACUAUAUAGUCGUCGGCGGAGGCACCGCCGGAUUGACGAUUGCUUCCCGUCUUGCUGAGUUUGCUUCCGUGGCAGUUGUUGAAGCUGGCGGCUUCUACGAAGUCGAGAAUGGCAACAACAGUGUCGUGCCUUAUCUUGGACUGGUGAUGCCCGUCCUAGCCACGACCGAAUCGUUCCCCCAACAGCCUCUCGUUGAUUGGGGACUGGUAUCCGAGAUCCAAGCUGGUGCCGCGAAUCGCAAAAUUCAUUAUGCUCAGGGAAAGACUUUGGGAGGUUCGUCAGCUUUGAACACAAUGGCGUAUCUUAGAGGUACCAAAGGAUCAUAUCAACGAUGGGCAGAUCACGUUGGAGACCAGAGUUACACUUUCCCCAACCUCUUGCCCUUCUUCCAAAAGUCCGCACAUUUCACCCCACCAGAUCUCUCCAAGAGAGCAACUUCCAACGCAAUUCCAGUGUACGACCCAGCUGCAUUUGACAAUUCAAAAGGGGGUCCACUACAAGUGUCUUACGGGAACUGGGUCGAUCCUACGAUCAACGCUCUCUCGGGUGCGCUCCGGGCCGCUGGUAUUGCACUUAGUCGAUCUGGCUUCAACAGUGGCUCGUUGCUUGGCGGGGCUUGGGUUACUUCAACGAUAGCUCCAAAGGACGCCACAAGAUCAACUUCCGAAAGCAGUUACUUGGACGAUGCGAUCAAACGGACGCAACUGAUCGUGUACACCCACACUCAGGCCACCAAGAUUCUCUUUGAUGGCAACAAGAAAGCGGUUGGUGUGAGAGUCUCGACGCAAGGGCUGGAGUACACUUUGUCAGCAAACAAGGAGGUCAUCAUUUCUGCUGGGGUCUUUCACUCACCACAGCUCCUCAUGGUAUCUGGUAUUGGUCCUGCGGCGGUCCUUUCGGCUAAGGGAAUUCCCCUUAUCUCAGCUCUAUCGGGAGUUGGUCAAAAUCUCCAAGAUCCUCUUUUCUUCAACGUUUUGUGGGGCAUUACAACAGCAACUUCUGGAUCAGUCAUCGCCGAUGAUACACCACUCGCACUUUCGCAGUAUCUCGAUUCUGCAGCUGGACCUUACAGCUCAGCAGGAGGUUACUUUGGGUUUGAGAAGCUUCCGAGCUCGGUUCGGUCGAACUUUUCUCAAGCGACAAGGUCGGCUUUAUCUGCAUUCCCAGCAGACUGGCCAGAGGUAGAGCAUGUCGUUUCCGGAUUCCCGGGAGGCCCAGGCUUUAUCAUCGGCGCUGUGAGUCCAAGCAUUCUCGUGCCCUUCUCAAAAGGAAACGUCACCAUCAAGAGCCCGAGUAUGCUCGACGCGCCAUUAAUAAACCUAGGCUGGUUGAUGGAUUCUAGGGACGCUGAGGUGGCAGUAGCAUCCUUCAAGCGUGCACGACAGAUCUGGGAAACCACCCCUGCAAAGGCUAUUCGGGUUGGCGCUGAGAUCGCCCCAGGGCCUGCGGUACAAACCGAUGCUCAGAUCCUGGAGUAUAUCCGAGGAAGUGCGCAACAGAUAUGGCAUGCCUCCAGUACGUGCAAAAUGGGAAAGGGGAGUGAUGCUAAUGCUGUUGUGGACUCCAAGGGCAAGGUAUUUGGUGUGAGCGGGCUGAGAGUGGUGGACAAUUCUAUCGCACCGUUUUCUGUGCCUGGUCAUCCACAAGGUACGGUGUAUAUGCUCGCAGAGAAAAUUGCAGAUGAUAUACGGUCCGGAAGGUAGUUUGUUGAUGGAAAUGUUUGGGGAUUGAUGAUCUCGAGAGGAAGAUGUUGGAGGAGAACCUUGAUUCGAGUGGGUCUUAAAUGUCACAGGAGCCUAUCGAUCAGUACCACGCUAGUGAGCUAAGCGACAGCAUUUCGGUUCGGGAUAAAUAGAUGGAUGAAGAUUGUGUUAAGAUCUAAUAAAUAGCAGCCAUUAUAAACUACUAGCAUAUCGCAGGUUAAAGAAGUCACUAUUAUUGUGAGAUGUUUGUAGAGCGCA